AAUGGCAGCUAUGUAUUGAUGUGAUGUCGAAAAGUUAAUUUAUUUUACAAAAUUCUGUGAAAUUUGCUAAUGAACCUUUGAAACUCAUUGUUAUUAAAUCCCGCAACAUGCGUUGCCUAUUAGUUAUAUUCGCUUUGGCCGCUACAGGCGCAGUCUGUGUGUCGGGGCAGUCGUAUGAAGAUAAGCGGUGCAAGUGUGUGUGUCCGAGCCCCUCCGCAGUCCUCAACAACAACUCGACUAGUAACAACACCACAUCGGAUAGGAAACUCUACAUUGCCAAUGUACACCCUAAUAAAUGUAACUGUGACGGGGUGAUUUUGCCACAAGUGGGAGAGCUCAUCAAGGGACGGGAGCAGGAGUUCUGCCCUCGCUGCGAGUGCAAGUACGAGAACAGGAACACCACCAUUAUCAAGGUGGUGGUGAUAAUAGUGAUCUGGGUUAUAAUGCUGCUGGUGGUCUACAUGGGCUUCCUUAUAUGUCUGGACCCGCUCAUCAACAAGCGAGCUAAGGCGUCUUACCAAGAACACACCAACGAAGACGAUGAAUCCUCCACUGUGGGCCCUUCAGGUCAGCCGACGGGCGUGCGGGGCAACGUGCUGAACCGAGUCACUCACCAGCAGGACAAGUGGAAGCGACAGGUACGCGAGCAGCGACGCAACAUCUACGAUAACCACACUAUGCUCAACUAGAACUAGUAGUCCGAUCGACGGGGUCCGCGGGGCGCCUGGACUAUCUCCCCGUCCGACUCCAUAGUGGGUGACGUUAUUUUGUACUUUGUAUUAACGCUU
Cydia strobilella is the source of this 788-nucleotide messenger RNA. RefSeq lists its product as uncharacterized. Lineage: Eukaryota; Metazoa; Arthropoda; Insecta; Lepidoptera; Tortricidae. The transcript is spliced from 7 exons. Gene Ontology annotation, cellular component: lysosomal membrane. The coding region runs from base 108 to 689 and encodes 193 amino acids. The record is from RefSeq and is a predicted model, not a curated record.